Messenger RNA from Myxocyprinus asiaticus (Chinese sucker), 1475 nucleotides. RefSeq names its product O-sialoglycoprotein endopeptidase-like 1 (gene osgepl1). The record is from RefSeq and is a predicted model, not a curated record. Bases 114 to 1337 code for a protein of 407 amino acids. Lineage: Eukaryota; Metazoa; Chordata; Actinopteri; Cypriniformes; Catostomidae. Gene Ontology annotation, biological process: tRNA threonylcarbamoyladenosine modification. Gene Ontology annotation, cellular component: mitochondrion. The transcript is spliced from 7 exons.
UCGUUUCAUGCAGGGUGAAACUCAAAUUGAUCAGCGUUUCUGAUUUACUUGAAAUUCUUGAGUCUGACGCUAUGUUGUUAUUUAGAAACUGAAUUGUCAGUGUUACAUCCAGCAUGUUUCCAUGUGCUGUAACCGGACCGGUUCGCUGCUGGAUAAAGCAUUGCGCUGUAAGAUCAUUUGGUGCAGGACGCCCUAGAUUAGUUUUGGGGAUUGAGACCAGCUGCGAUGAAACCGGGGCGGCAGUGCUGGACGAGGCUGGAGUGAUUCUGGGGGAGUCUUUGCAUUCUCAGAAACAGACACACCUUGAUACUGGUGGCAUUAUUCCAACAGUGGCCCAACGCUUACACAGAGAAAACAUCUCCAGAGUUGUCCAGGAGGCCUUAGACAGAAGUGGCAUUGAACCCAGUGAACUCACAGCUGUGGCCACAACAGUAAAGCCUGGUCUCGCCCUUAGCCUGGGGAUCGGCUUGGAUUUCAGUCUGAAGUUUGUAAGGCUCCAUGAAAAGCCGUUUAUCCCUAUACACCAUAUGGAGGCACAUGCCCUUACUGUACGAAUGUUGCACACUGUAGAUUUUCCAUUUCUCGUGCUCCUUGUCUCUGGAGGUCAUUCUCUUCUUGCAGUGGCUAAAGGAAUCGAUGAGUUUUUUCUUUUGGGGCAAACACUGGAUGAAGCAGCGGGGGACACUUUAGAUAAGAUUGCUAGAAGACUUUCUCUUAAGAAUCACCCAGAGUGUUCUACUUUGAGUGGCGGACAAGCCAUAGAGCUUCUAGCAGAAGAUGGGGACCGACUCGCGUUCCAUUUCAAGUCACCAAUGGGGCAGCUCUUCGACUGCAAUUUCUCUUUUGCUGGUUUGCGCAACCAGGUGACAAUGGCAAUACAAAAAAAGGAGAAAGAAGAGGGCAUUGAAACGGGACAGUUAUUAUCAUGUGUUAAAGACAUCGCUGCUGCCUCACAACACACUGUGGCGUCUCAUAUAGCUAAACGAACACAUCGUGCUAUUUUGUUCUGUAAGGCUAAAGGUCUUCUACCACAGCACAAUCCAACUCUGGUCGUUUCAGGAGGAGUAGCGAGUAAUGAAUACAUCAGACAGACUCUAAAAAUUGUCACAGAUGCCACUGGGUUGCGGUUACUUUGUCCUCCGUCAAAGUUUUGCACUGAUAAUGGAGUCAUGAUUGCAUGGAAUGGCAUAGAGAGACUAAAGCAAGGAAAGGGGAUUGUGUCCCAUACCCAAGAGGUCCACUAUGAACCAAAGGCACCGCUUGGAGUAGACAUCACCACAGAAGUUAAAGAGGCUGCAAUCAAAGUUCCACCUUUAAAACUGAGGAUAAAUUAUUGAUAUUGUGUUCUAAAAAGAGAGGGCAUUUCCUACGUAUUAAUAAAUGCAUAUUUAUUUAAAAAAUAUAUAUAUUUCUGUUUUUUUAUAUGCUUUUCUAUUAACUUUAGGCACGUUAGGCCAAAUUUACAAGUCCAUGUC